AUGAUUCAUAAUAUUGUGGUGGGCAUUCUUCUAUUGUCAUUGGAUAAUCCUGCACCAGCAAAUGUGAUGGGUUCUCAUAUCAAAUCCUCCAGAAGACUGGGACACGGAUACUUUUCCUUGUGGAAGUUUGGAUUGGCUUCUCAAAAGCCUAUCUCACCACCUAAGAAGAAGAAGCGGCCGAUAGUGGAUAUUUCUGAUUCUAACAACAGUACCUAUCUGGUGGGUGUCAAUCCCAACCCGAUGAGAUACUCUGCCGAAACCAUGUGGAGUGAAUUCCCCCCUCCACCCGCUGGAUGUGAUGGGCGUGAGGUAUUCGUCCUCUGGGACGUUGACGAUCCUUCAAUCCUUGAACGGGUCGAUCCUAGGGCCACUGCUAACAAAAUCAGAACAGCUCUUUUAGAUAAAGGUUAUUAUGGGGACGAGUCAAUCUGGGCUUUCUAUGAUUUCGGUUCGGUUGACUCUCAUCUGCGUGAAAUGUUUGCCUAUUUUUCCAACAUGUAUGGACAGUCCGAGGUGCUACAACUGUCAGAUCUAAUGUGGUGGCAUAUACCACUCUUUUCCCAGUAA
Arabis nemorensis is the source of this 567-nucleotide messenger RNA. Lineage: Eukaryota; Viridiplantae; Streptophyta; Magnoliopsida; Brassicales; Brassicaceae. The record is from the annotation of a GenBank genome assembly.